Messenger RNA from Sphenostylis stenocarpa, 159 nucleotides. NCBI's taxonomy places the organism in Eukaryota, Viridiplantae, Streptophyta, Magnoliopsida, Fabales, Fabaceae. The record is from the annotation of a GenBank genome assembly.
AUGGUGGCUAAGGGAACUUCUCUUCUCUUCUCGUCCUCACUUUUCCACCAGAAGGUGUUGAUACAGGAAACACAUAACACUCAAGGUGCAGUGCAUGCACUAAAGGAAAACAUAAUAACCAACCUUUCUAAAGUAGGAAUCAAGAUCGAAAACGAUUGA